Molecule: messenger RNA, 1839 nt
Organism: Meyerozyma guilliermondii ATCC 6260
Lineage: Eukaryota; Fungi; Ascomycota; Pichiomycetes; Serinales; Debaryomycetaceae
Product: calnexin
Exons: 1
Coding region: 1-1839 (612 amino acids)
Biological process (GO): protein folding
Cellular component (GO): endoplasmic reticulum membrane; endoplasmic reticulum
Molecular function (GO): calcium ion binding
Source: RefSeq, a predicted model, not a curated record
AUGAGAUCACUCUACUAUUUUAUUUACCCUAUACCACUUAUUUCUUCUUCACACAUUUUUCAUCCGUACACCAAAUCAUUAGGCAAUUUUCUCUUAUCAUCAGAAUUACGUAUGAUGAAAAUUCUGAUCUUGACCCUGAUCUGGAUAGCAUUGGUCUGUCGUAGAUGUUUUGCUAGCGAGCAAGGAGAAAGUAGACCCUAUUUCAGGCCAUAUACUGACCCUUUUACUCCGGAUGCAUUUUUUGAACAAUUUGCCUACGAUGACUUGAAAGAUUCAAAAUGGAAACCAUCACAUUAUAGCGAUUCUCAAGGCACUCAAUACGACGGAACCUGGUCAAUUGAGGGCUCUUUGAAGAACCAGGGCUUCGUGGACGAUAAAGGUUUGGUAAUGAAGACACCAGCUGCUCAUCACGCAAUUUCGUACCGGUUUGAAAAACCCUUUGUCAACGACCACCAGGAUUUGGUACUCCAGUACGAGAUAAAGCUACAAGAUGGACUUGAUUGUGGUGGAGCGUACAUCAAGUUGUUAGGAGAGGACUUUGAAGAUGAGUUCAGCAAGCAUACCAAAUUUCUCUUGAUGUUUGGUCCUGAUCAGUGUGGAAUGGAAGACAAAAUACACUUGAUUCUCAACCGAUAUAACCCGGUCGCAAAGAAAUACGAGGAGCAUCAUCUAAGAACUCCUCCAAUGUCUCGCGGCGGACAUUUUUCAAACUUGUAUACAUUGAUUCUUCACAAAAAUCAAAAGUUUGAAAUCCGGAUAAAUGGAGAAAUUGCCAAAGCUGGAAGCUUGCUCGAUGAAAACAAGUUUACUCCUCCAUUCGAACCACCAAAAGAGAUUAUAGAUACCAGCGCAAAAAAACCAGAAGAUUGGGACGAUCGAAAGUAUAUACCCGAUCCUCAUCAUCCUCCAAAGCCCGAGAACUACGACGAAUUAUAUGGCUCACCAAGAAUUCCUGAUCCAAAUGCUGUCAAGCCUGAAGAUUGGAACGAAAGCAUUUCUCCGAUGAUUCCUGAUCCCGAGGCUAGUAUACCUGAGGACUGGAAUGAGAGCGUAGAUGGAAAGUGGAUCCCGCCAUUAGUGGCUAACCCAGAUUGUACAAAUGGUCAAUGCGGCCCAUGGAGCCCACCGUCAAUCCUCAACCCUAACUUUAAAGGGCGGUGGAAUCCACCAAUGAUAGAAAAUCCAAACUAUCAAGGUCCAUGGACUCCGGGAUACAUACCCAAUCCCAAUUAUUACAAGGAUGAAAGACCAGCAGAUAUGGAACCUAUUGGUGGAAUAGGGUUCGAAUUGUGGACAAUGUCCCCAAACAUUCUCUUUGACAAUAUCUAUCUUGGGCACUCCAUUGAAGAAGCGGAACAUAUUGGGAACACCACUUUUCUCAUGAAGCAAGAAUUAGAAGGAAAGUACUUUGCACCUCCAAUUAUAGGUGAAGAGCCAUUAGCACCUCCCAAAGAAAUAGAUUCGUAUCUCGAUGACGACGACGAAUUCUCAUUUACUGCGAUUGUGAAGGCUAUCCAAACUAUUCUCAUCGAACAAGUAUAUGAGGCUAGAUCGGUCUACGAAGAGUUCAGCAGGAGACCAUACGGAGUAAUACGCGAGAAACCCAUGGAGUGUUUGAUUUACAGCUGUACGUUUUUGUCGUUGUUCACGUUUGUGUUUGGACUCAUAAGUGCCAUUGGCUUCAUGAUAAGCUCUUCUCCGGUUGCCAAUAAAGAGAGCAAUAAAGUUGAAGAAGAAGAAAAGAAAAAAGAAGAAAGAAGUAAAGAAGAGGAAACUAAAGACAUACCUGUUUCUACCGGAGCCAAAAGAUCGUCAACUUCAACUCGCAGAAGAAAGUAA